AUGGCACAAAAGCGUCUUCCGUUAUAUUCAGAAAUCAACAGCUUAUCCCCUAUCGAUCAACUUCCAGCAGAGAUAAAGACGGAGAUAUUCUACAAUGCCCUAGGCUCACUGGUUAAUACGGAAUGGCGGGGAAUAUACUCGGAAUGGGAAGGAAUGUAUCCCUUUUUUCUCGGCAAAAUUUGUCGGAGUUGGAGAGAUUUCGUUUGGUCGACUCCAAUUCUUUGGUCUACUCUGCACCUCUGUCUAUCGGAAGAUAGAUAUGAAGCUCAAAUUGAUCUUCUCCACGAUUGGCUGUCAAGGAUUUCAAAUCAUCCCAUUUCCUUUUGUCUCGACUAUGAGGAGUUGCCGGACGAUUGGGACUUUCAUUCGCCGACAGAAGUUUUGACCACACUUGCGUCCAUCUCGUCGCAAUGGAAAGAUAUCGAACUCCUGCUCCCCGACAUCAAAGCUUGUUUUGACGCCAUUUCCACCACCGGAAAGCCCCUACCCCUUCUCACCACUGCCACUAUUCGUUUUCAUCCAACAAGUUUCAACCCAGAACUUCAGUUAAAUCUAUCAAUGACCCCACAGCUCACAGUACUCCAUCUCAGCAAUCCCUAUCUGUCUAAGGUUCUAGUCCCAUGGCACCAAUUGCGGGAGUUUCUCGCAGAGGGCUGUACCGUAGAUGAGAUUCGCAUAUUUUUCCACAAUGCACCUCAAAUAAUUCACUGCACCUUCAAAGAGAUUAACUCAGUGAUUAUGGACCAUUCGCUGAACCUAGAUUUGUUCCACCCCGUGGUGUUGGAACAUCUGGAAUGUCUUAAACUCUGGUUCAGUUUCCUAGAUGAGAGUGCAAAUUGGAUUUUGGGGCCAGCCAAACUUCCUUCCUUACGUGAAGUCUCCCUCCAUGGUCCAUUCGCAUCCUCGGCGGCCAUUCUGCUUCGAAUCAUGCAAGCAUUCUGUUCCUCACAACUUCUAGAAAAUUUUGCUCUCAGUUAUGAAGUACCCUCUGAAAUCAUUUUGAUCCAGGUUCUGGAACUUGUACCAUCAAUAACAGCUUUACGCCUUCGCCUCACCAAACACGCCGGCAACUUUUUCUUGUCGGAAGCACUAUUCCAACGUCUCUAUUGCCCUCACAAUAUUCUUCUGCCGAAUCUGCAAAACUUCUCGUACCAUGGUCCCAUUUCACUCACUGAACACAUGGACCUGUUCCGAGAUGUCCUUGUAUAUAGAUUCCGGCAGUGCACUUCGCCACCUAAAGAAGUGGGCUCCGAACAAAAGACUGUAUCCCAAAUCCAGUCAGUGACUGUGGACACUUCGUCUCAACUCGUCAUCAGCCCGGAUAUACAGGAAGAACUAGACGGCCUUAGACGAGACGGCCUUGACCUUUCGGUGACAUCGCACUUUGUAGAAUCAAGAAAUUUCCAUGAGCUCUGA
This is a messenger RNA of Laccaria bicolor S238N-H82, 1416 nucleotides long. RefSeq lists its product as uncharacterized. The transcript has a single exon. Lineage: Eukaryota; Fungi; Basidiomycota; Agaricomycetes; Agaricales; Hydnangiaceae. The record is from RefSeq and is a predicted model, not a curated record. The coding region runs from base 1 to 1416 and encodes 471 amino acids.